AGGCGAAUUGAGACUCAGAAUGUGUUACAACAAUACUUCCGUCCUCUAUGGAAACAUUUGUCAGAAUUAUAGUUCCGGGAUAUGUUGUUGAAUUUUCGAGGAAUUAAAAAACAAAAAAAGAUACAUAUCCUAUAUCUUACACUGACACAAAACAAUUUAGCCAUCUAUUAUUUCUUCAGUCAUAUAAUUAAUUAAUUUAAUUCUGCAUUUAAAAACAAACAACAGCAACAACGCAAGGCUGCUGUCUGUAGUGACAUCUGGAGUCAGCUGACUGUUAAAUGUCCAGGUUACAUAAGAAGAGCGUGUGAAGUUACUACUGUAACGCGGUAACCUUUUGUUCCUCUGAUUCCCAGCUGGAAAAUUAUAAAGGGUAUAGGCGAACAGAUUGUUAUUUAAUAUUUCUGGAAUGUUCUUCAGCAACAGCUGGUCCUCUGAGAGCCAGAAUGCAAGACGAGAAUGAAUUAGAGCCAAACUCUGGGAACUGGUCCUGGUGGCCAUCUUGGCAGCCGACAUCUAUGUCCUUGCUGAAGAGUGCAGAGGCUAAAAUUCUUGCCUGUAUUAAGAAUGAAUUAUGGUCCAGAUUUGUCACGUUGCCAAAUCAAAACAGAAUAUGGACCCUGACAGUGAGCAGCAAGGCAGCACGCAAACCUUCAGACCAAGCUUCUCAGAUCCCUCUUGUGAUGGUCCACGGCUUUGGAGGGGGCGUCGGCCUCUGGGUCCGAAACCUGGAUGCUUUAAGUCGCUCGCGUCCCAUCUAUGCCUUUGACCUGCUUGGUUUCGGGCGCAGCUCUCGUCCUGCCUUCCCCAACGACGCCGCAUUAGCUGAGGAGCAGUUCGUCAACUCCAUAGAACAGUGGAGGCAGAGCCUGGGGUUGGAGCGCAUGAUCCUAUUGGGCCACAGCCUAGGAGGUUACCUAGCAACAUCAUAUUCCAUCCAGUAUCCUGAGAGAGUCAGUCACCUCAUCCUAGUGGAUCCCUGGGGCUUCCCGGAGAAACCACAGCCUCAGCAAGAAGGCUCAUCAGGUCAGGUUCCAGAGGUCAAGAGACCGGGACCACCUCGCUGGGUGAAAGCAGUCGCAUCUGUCUUGAGUUUCUUCAACCCUCUGGCCAUCAUCAGAUUAGCAGGACCAUGGGGUCCAGGGCUGGUGAACAGAUUCCGGCCUGAUUUCAGAAGCAAGUUUGAGGAUCUUUUUGACGAUAACACUAUUACUGAGUAUCUCUAUCACUGUAACGCACAAACACCCAGUGGUGAGGUGGGAUUCAGAGCCAUGUGUGGAUCUCUUGGCUGGGCAAAGAAGCCUAUGAUACAACGAGUGAACCUGCUGCCAUCCUCGAUGCCCAUCACCAUGGUGUACGGCGCACGCUCCUGGGUGGACAGUUCCACCGGCACCCACGUUGCCCAAAUCAGAGGCAAGAGCCCCACACGGGUGGUGUUGAUUGAUGACGCCUCUCAUCACGUGUAUGCAGACCAGCCCGAGAAGUUCAACCAAGUGGUGGAGAACAUCUGCAGUACUGUUGUCUGAAUGUUAGCACAAUGGAAUGAAGGACAGUUAUUGUGUGUGUGUGUGUGUGUCUGUGUGUUUCUUAUUUUUUUGUGUGUGUCCAGAUGAAGUUUCAUAAUCUAAGGCUUUAAUUAGCUCCAUGUAUGGGAGGCCUUGAUUUUUACUUACACACUUCUUACUUUUUUUUUUUUAAAUAAUUUUGAUUUAGUGGACUGCGCAUCAUUUAGAGAUUUCUACAGAAUUAAUCUCUUGUCAAAGGUAAUGGUACAAAUAAUUCAUAAUUUAAUGGUUUGCAAAUCCAUAGUCAGUUUCAUAAAUCACAAGGCAGGUCCUUACAUUUUCAGCUAUGAGUCUAAAUUAAACUUGAACAGCUUUUAUAUUAUGAUUAUAAAUCAAGACGCUGCCAAACGCACUAACAAUGUUUGAUGCAAACAUCAUAACAUAGUGUAACAUUAUGCACAAGAAUACAACCCCAAGAAUGUAAUGCUGACUUGUUCUAUGACCUUUUUUGAACUGUUAUUGAAACAUUCAUACUUCCUGCUUGAUUCAUUGGUUUGACAUUUUGAAAGCACAUAGCUGCACAUACUGUAGUAGGACAUUCUGGUUUUAGCCCCGCCCACUGCCCACAGCUGUCCACUUAGAUUUCACCAUGGAAAAUGUUACAGUAUUACAAUGUGUUAGGCAAAAUUCUUGAGUAAUCCAUGUGUUUGGCAGCAUAAACAGUGAUACACAAAUAUAGCAUCAAAAUUGUAGGUACAUAAUUUGUGAUUUGUAAUAAUGUAAAAUAGAUUUAUAGCUGUAUAAUUACAUUAUAUUGCAUUACAGUAAAGAUAGCUAAAAUCCCAAGUGCAGAUUUACACCUCUGACUACAGAUUUGCAAUUCAUAAAAUCACAGCUUCAUUAUUGUGAGACUACAAUUACUUUUGACAAUAAAAUAGUUCCAGAAAUUUCUUUCUCACUGGAUUAUAGUGAUUGUGCCAUGUUUACAUGAUUUUCUUUUGUGGCAUUAGAAGACUACUAAAUGCAAUAUUUAUAAAACAUUGACAAUAUUAAUUAAUUUUAAUUUGUUGUAACCAUUUGCAAUCCAUUUCGAUUUGCAUCCUACCUGUUUAGAUUAUGUUUGUUUUUAUUUCGAGGUAGCAGGUCAUAAAACUGAUGUUCAAAAAAAUGAUGUUUGAUUAUCCUUAACAGUAAUGUUUUAUUGUAUGUUAUAACACGGAAAUUGGAAAAUAACAGUUUGUAUGUUUUA
This is a messenger RNA of Pangasianodon hypophthalmus (striped catfish), 2751 nucleotides long. RefSeq names its product abhydrolase domain containing 4, N-acyl phospholipase B (gene abhd4). The coding region runs from base 444 to 1523 and encodes 359 amino acids. The record is from RefSeq and is a predicted model, not a curated record. The transcript is spliced from 8 exons. Gene Ontology annotation, molecular function: phosphatidylcholine lysophospholipase A1 activity. Gene Ontology annotation, cellular component: lipid droplet. Lineage: Eukaryota; Metazoa; Chordata; Actinopteri; Siluriformes; Pangasiidae.